Drosophila sechellia is the source of this 587-nucleotide messenger RNA. It is a transcript of the gene RpS19b, whose product is annotated as Ribosomal protein S19b. Gene Ontology annotation, molecular function: structural constituent of ribosome; RNA binding. Gene Ontology annotation, cellular component: ribosome; cytosolic small ribosomal subunit. Gene Ontology annotation, biological process: translation; ribosomal small subunit assembly. The coding region runs from base 102 to 569 and encodes 155 amino acids. Lineage: Eukaryota; Metazoa; Arthropoda; Insecta; Diptera; Drosophilidae. The transcript has 3 exons. The record is from RefSeq and is a predicted model, not a curated record.
UCACUCUGUCAAACGUCACUUGUCAAUCAUCCAUUUUGACUAAAGUCAGCAAACGGACAGGACGCAAAACUUUUUCUUCUCAAAAGAACUUAGAGAGCAACAUGCCUGGAGUUACAGUAAAGGAUGUUGAUCAGCACGUUCUGACCAAAAAUAUGGCUGCUUUUCUCAAAAAAUCCGGAAAAAUUGAUGUGCCCGAACAGGCCGUCUACAUGAAGACUGGCAAGUUCAAGGAGACUGCUCCUACCGACGACGACUGGUUCUUCACUCGCUGUGCCUCCAUCAUGAGACACCUGUACCUGCGCAGUCCCUCAGGCGUUGGGGACUUCACCAAGAUCUACAGCGGGCGCAAGCGCGACGGAGUUCGUCCGGCCAAGCACUGUCGCUCAUCGGAUGGCUGCAUUCGCAAGGCUCUGCAAGCCUUGGAAGCUGCUGACAUGGUGGAGAGGCACCCGGAUGGUGGUCGCAAGCUGACUCCGCAAGGACAACGUAACUUGGAUCGCAUAGCCAACAAGAUUGUGGCCAAGCAGCGAGAGGGCAGUGCACCAGUUCCCAUGAUUAUCACCACCUAAGAUGCUAAUACCAAUACC